CUGGUGAUAAGAAAUCGCACAAAAGUUAUAUACUCAAAAAAAAAAGUUUUGCAGAUUGGAGUUGGGGGUGGCGGUAUAUUUGAUUUUAGUGAUGUCAAAAAUAAAUUAUUACAAUGGAAAAAUCAAAAAAAUGCAAUUUUAUGUCCAUCUAAGGGUGCUCAACUCCAGAAAUUACUUAACGUGGUUUGCAGUACAGCGCAACCCACUAAUGUUACUCUGAGAGACGGUUGUAUAAGUUGUUUUUCAAGAGUUACCGCAAUGCCUGAGGGGCCACAGGAGUUGACCGGGUUAAGCCUUUGUGCUGUUCAAUAUUUCGCAAGUACUUCUUAUGCUAACUGUGCUACAGAACUGGUGGCACUGUCAACUUCGUCACUCAAUGUGCAGCCAUCGGGAUGUUAUGUGGGAUAUUGUGACUUUGCACGCUGCUUGAGGCGAAUUAAUUCCAUGAAUUUGAUCACUCAAUGCACUCGGGAGGCCAGGACCGGUAUAAAUAUAACAUUGGAUAGCGAUAAUGUACGGUUUUAUACAAAUGUAACAUCCUGUAUUCUUGCGAAGACGAAAUGUAGUUCAUUUAAUCCCAUAACUGGAGAACCGCAAACACCGGGAUAUACUUCAUCAGGAAUUAAAAUUAGUACCGCCCUUCAGUUUUCCGCUUCAAGGGAGCUUAGAAUAUUAUCUUUUCCAGAAACAACACCCGUUAUAUCCUCUUUUUGUUCAAGGGCUUCUAAUUUAACACAGACGAAUUGGCUCACUAAUAUAUGCUAG
Molecule: messenger RNA, 765 nt
Organism: Parnassius mnemosyne (clouded apollo)
Lineage: Eukaryota; Metazoa; Arthropoda; Insecta; Lepidoptera; Papilionidae
Source: the annotation of a GenBank genome assembly